Molecule: messenger RNA, 612 nt
Organism: Archocentrus centrarchus (flier cichlid)
Lineage: Eukaryota; Metazoa; Chordata; Actinopteri; Cichliformes; Cichlidae
Product: perlwapin-like
Exons: 5
Coding region: 1-612 (203 amino acids)
Biological process (GO): antibacterial humoral response; innate immune response
Cellular component (GO): extracellular region
Molecular function (GO): serine-type endopeptidase inhibitor activity
Source: RefSeq, a predicted model, not a curated record
AUGUUCCUUAGUCCCAUUGUGGCAGAAGGAUCAUCUACAGCAGACAGAAAAAAAAAGCCAGGAGUGUGUCCUCGCAGGCACUGGGAUGGCACUGGGUGUCAUGAACUUUGCUCUAAUGACAAUGAAUGCCCCAAAAAUGAGAAGUGCUGCUCCACUGGAUGUGGAUACAAGUGCAUGGCUCCAGUCCUAGAAAAGCCAGGAGUUUGUCCUCGCCAGCCCUCGGACCACAAGCAGUGUGUUAAAUCUUGCUCUAAUGAUGGUGACUGCCCUGAUAAUCAAAAGUGCUGCUCCAGUGGAUGUGGACGUAUGUGCAUGGAGCCCUACACUGUGAUGCUUCUGAAAGCAGAAAAAUGUCCAUGGAACCUCAAUCUUGCUCUAUCGCGUAAGGGGUGCAGGGACUGUCCUAGAGACCACAUAUGCUGUGUCUCUGAUGGUGGAGAAAUCUGUGUCCCUCCUGUUUCCUCAAAGCCAGGAGUGUGUCCUCAUAGGAUUUAUGUCCAUGCAAAUUGUGUUGAAGAUUGCUAUUCUGACAGUGACUGCCCCAACAAUGAGAAGUGCUGUCCCAACGGAUGUGGACAUGAGUGCAUGCCUGCAGUCAUUGGUGAGAGAUGA